Messenger RNA from Capsella rubella, 1671 nucleotides. RefSeq names its product BES1/BZR1 homolog protein 4. Gene Ontology annotation, biological process: brassinosteroid mediated signaling pathway; DNA-templated transcription. The record is from RefSeq and is a predicted model, not a curated record. Gene Ontology annotation, molecular function: DNA-binding transcription factor activity. NCBI's taxonomy places the organism in Eukaryota, Viridiplantae, Streptophyta, Magnoliopsida, Brassicales, Brassicaceae. Bases 513 to 1466 code for a protein of 317 amino acids. The transcript has 2 exons.
GAGAGAGUUGAUGAUGAUUAGCUUAAGAAGAAGCUCCCUUCAUCUUCUUCUCCAAUUCCCGGGUUUUUUUCUUUCUCUCCUUCCGAUCACCUGAAACCUUCACCUCCUGUCUGAUUUUCAUAGCAACUUGAUCCGCCGCUUUCAUCUGAAACCACCUCUGUUUUUCUUCCUCUCUCUCUCAAUUCCAAGAAGGUGAAGCCAACAAAGUUACUGCAACUGUUUCCACGACUCUUUGCCUCGCCGUCGGAGUUUUCUCGGUUGGAGCAUUUUCUCUGCGGCGGAAAAGCCAAGUUGCAUAUCUAAUAUUUUAAGCUGAUCGGAAGAUUGGAAAGUGUGGGAGCACGCAGUAUCGAUUCGUUUGCUUGCUUAUGCCAGAUCUGAUAAAUAUAUUGGUUCACCGAAGAUUCAGCAACUUUUGUGAGGUUGAGUAAGUCUGAGUCUCGCUGCGAAUUGUGUCUUUUGAUCAAGCUAAAGAAAGAGAGAGAGAGUUUUCUCGGAGGAGUAGGAAGAAGAUGACGUCGGGGACGAGAAUGCCGACGUGGAGGGAGAGAGAGAACAACAAGAGGAGAGAGAGACGAAGGAGAGCAAUCGCAGCUAAGAUCUUCACCGGAUUGAGAAUGUACGGUAACUACGAGCUUCCAAAGCAUUGCGAUAACAACGAAGUGCUUAAAGCACUCUGCAACGAAGCUGGUUGGAUCGUCGAGCUUGAUGGCACCACUUACCGCAAGGGAUGUAGUAGACCUGUAGAGCGUAUGGAGAUAGGUGGCGGUUCAGCAACCGCUAGUCCUUGCUCCUCUUAUCAGCCAAGUCCAGCCUCUUCCAACUUCAUGAGUCCAGCUUCAUCCUCUUUUGCUAAUCUUACCUCUGGAGAUGGCCAAUCACUCAUCCCAUGGCUGAAACACCUCUCAACAACAUCAUCCUCAUCAGCUUCAUCAUCAUCAAGACUCCCUAAUUACCUCUACAUCCCUGGAGGCUCCAUAAGCGCUCCCGUUACCCCUCCUUUAAGCUCUCCCACUGCUCGCACCCCGAGAAUGAACCCCGAUUGGCAACAACUCAACAACUCCUUCUUUGUCUCUUCAACACCGCCCAGUCCCACCCGACAAAUCAUCCCCGACUCUGAAUGGUUCUCAGGGAUUCAACUAGCACAAAGCGUUCCAGCUUCACCAACGUUUAGCCUCGUCUCACAAAACCCAUUUGGAUUCAAAGAAGAAGCAGCCUCUGCUGCUGGAGGCGGAGGCGGGUCAAGGAUGUGGACACCAGGUCAAAGCGGGACUUGCUCCCCUGCUAUUCCUCCUGGUGCCGACCAGACAGCUGAUGUUCCAAUGUCUGAAGCCGUGGCUCCUCCAGAGUUUGCGUUCGGGAGCAACACAAACGGGUUAGUGAAAGCAUGGGAAGGAGAGAGGAUACACGAGGAGAGUGGUUCGGAUGAUCUCGAACUCACUCUUGGAAACUCAAGCACCAGGUGAUCCCAACCCACCUGUACAUUUUCAAAACUGUUCUUGAUGGUAUGUUUGCUCAGUUUUAUUUCAAUUGUACCUCUUCCCAUGUAAUGUUCGAAGUUGAACACAAAGCUUAUAAUAUUCGUUUAUAUGUCCCCGACCGUGAUCUUCUCGUCCUAAUAUUGUAAUUCUUGAGACUGAAUCAUAUGAUCGAUCACUGCCUAUUUUUUAA